UCUCACCAAGCAUAAACCUCUAGGCCCUACAUCUCUCCCUUUCCUCUCACCUCGAGUCCUUGCAAGUUUGCAACUUUCAUUGUCCUUCGGCCCUUCCACCCUUUCUCGAAUUCCUCCCCACUCUCUCUUCCUCAUCCAGAACAGACGCCCACAGUUCUCCUAAUGGCAACAGGGACAGAAGCUAAAGAAGGAGGAUCAGUAGAAAACAAAGAGCCACCUCUCAAGUACAAGACAUUGGUCUUGAAGGUCUCAGUUCACUGUGAAGAGUGCAAGAGGAAGGUCAAAAAGAUCUUGAAUAAUAUAGAUGGCGUGUACACCACAGAUGUUGAUUUAAGGCAACAAAAGGCCACGGUAAUAGGGAAUGUUGAUGCAGAUACUUUAAUCAAGAAACUUAUAAAAAAGACAGGGAAGCAUGCAGAGUUGUGGCCUGAAAAAGCUGAUAACAAUCAGAAAGAUAAAAAGAAAGGAAAAGGAAAGAAGAAAGAGAAAGAGAAAGGGAAAGAGAAAGAAAGUGAACAAGAAAGCAGCGGUGAAGAAGGCAGUGACGGUGAAAAUGAGAAAGAAGUUAAAGGCAAGACUGAAGGUUGUCAAACUGUUACCUCACAGGGAGGUGGCCAGUCACCGGUGACUGACAAGAAAGUUGAUGGUCAGAGUGAGGUUGGAGCCGGGGGUAGUGCUGGUGGUGGUAAGAAGAAGAAGAAGAAGAAGAAAAAGAAGGCGCAUACAGCAGGAAACAACAACACUGUUGAUGAGGCUGAACAUUCUGUUCGUGCGCCAGCAGGCACUGGAUCGCCAACUCUUGGGAAUGUUCAUGUCCAAAUCGCACAGCCUACCAAUUAUCACAGCCCUCAACGUCAGCAUGUGUAUGACUACCCAGCAACAACUUACUAUGCACCCACGGUGUACGCUGUGAGCAGCAAUGUCGCAUGCCCUAGCACUUUUUAUGGUGCCUCAUACUAUUCCCCACCGUAUUCCUACGCGUGUAUGCAUUCGCCGUCCGAUUUGGAUUCAUAUCCGCCACAGCCGUCCGGUUCAUUCGAGAUUUUUAGCGACGAAAACCCCAAUGCGUGCUCAAUUAUGUGACAAUGGCUUCACCAAUGGUGGCAAUCAGCACAUUGAACUAACUCAUACUGCCUGUGCAAGUCUAUGAGGGGAGGGAGGUAUUUUUGUAAUGCAUGUAGAUAUAUGAAAGGUAAAGUUCUUCUAGCUUUAAAAUUAGGGGAUAAUAAGGGGUGAAUUAGGGUUUGGGGUGUUUAUCUUUAGUGAUCGAUCAUGGAGCUUCCUUGACCUGAAGUACUUUUUACUGCUUUUAAGGCUGGGUUUUAGAAGAGUUCUAUACAUGUAGCAGCAGCCUUGCAAACCCUCUCUUGUUAACUAGCUGCAGAACCACCUCAAUUUCUAAGUCUAAGCCAUUGUCUUAAUUUCCAAUUCUUUUAUUUUA
This is a messenger RNA of Populus nigra (black poplar), 1441 nucleotides long. RefSeq names its product heavy metal-associated isoprenylated plant protein 35-like. The record is from RefSeq and is a predicted model, not a curated record. Lineage: Eukaryota; Viridiplantae; Streptophyta; Magnoliopsida; Malpighiales; Salicaceae. The transcript has 3 exons. Gene Ontology annotation, molecular function: metal ion binding. Bases 163 to 1083 code for a protein of 306 amino acids.